This is a messenger RNA of Periophthalmus magnuspinnatus, 2234 nucleotides long. It is a transcript of the gene nat8, whose product is annotated as N-acetyltransferase 8. NCBI's taxonomy places the organism in Eukaryota, Metazoa, Chordata, Actinopteri, Gobiiformes, Gobiidae. The coding region runs from base 157 to 825 and encodes 222 amino acids. Gene Ontology annotation, molecular function: N-acetyltransferase activity. The record is from RefSeq and is a predicted model, not a curated record. The transcript has 2 exons.
GACUGCACCAUGAACGCACCACAGUAGCUCAGACCAGCGCAAAGAGGAAGAAAUGAAACAAAUGUGACUUUGGACAACUUUUUCACCUCUGUUUUGGAAGAACUACGGUUUGAAGACUAUUCGGACCUCUUCAGACAGACUUUGAGCAGAACAGUCAUGGCCGCCAGCUUCCAAAUCAGAAAGUUCCGGGAUGAGGAUACGGAGGCGGUUCAGGAGGUCUUCACUGUCGGGAUGAGCGAGCAUGUGCCUUCUUCUUUCGUGCACAUUUUAAAGCAGCCCCUCACCCAGAUGGUGCUCAUGUGUGUGUUCUGUGCUCUGAUGACUAGCUCGAAAUCUUUCCUUUUUCCCAUCCUCGCUGUCACAUUGCUUCUUGCUGCUACACGUCAGCUAGUUGUCCACAUGUUUAACGCCUACAUCGACACGUCACUCAAAAAAGACCUACACAACAUUUCAGAGACCUACCUCAAGCAGAAGGAUUCAUGCUUUUGGGUGGCAGAGGUAGAUGGGCGUGUUGUGGGCACCGUGGCUUGUCUCCCAAAUGAGAACGUACCCGAAGCUUUGGAAUUGAAACGUUUGUCGGUGCGACGCAGUCAUCGCGGGAUGGGAAUAGCCAAAGCUUUGUGCAGGACAGUGGCAGACUUCACUCGGGAGAGGGGGUAUGCUGCGGUGGUCCUGUACACAUCAGUGGUACAAAGAGACGCACAGCACCUCUAUGACCACAUGGGGUAUCUGAAGACUAAGGAAUUUGCUGCACCAGAGUUUAUUGCCAAAAUAACUAACUUUAAUUUGUUUGAAUACAGGCUGCAGUUGAAAAAAUAUGAUUGAGUUGAAUAUUAUGUUAUAUUACUUAAUUUUUUGUAAAGGGAGAUGUCACAAGAUGGUUCAAGCAUAGUGUCAUCAUUAUGUCUGGUGUAUUUUCAUGGGCAAAACCUUUAAAUGCACAUUUCAAGUUUUAUUAUAGACCAAUGCACGUGAUAGAUGGACAUAAAUAAUUGUGUAAUUGUUAUUGCACAAUAUAUUCUCUAUUAUAAGCUUCAUAGACCAACAAAUUAAUUAAGGGUUCACUAUGUAACUUUAAUGGUGAAAAGUAGACUGGGGACUGUUACUGAAAUAAGUUUCAUAUUGCACAAUCAAGUGUUCCAGGCAAAGCAACAACCUACUAAAAGGAGACAAGCAGGUGGCCAACCUUUCACCAGAAAAGUUGCAGUCAAAUCACUAUUGUGAAAAACAAAAGAUUGGCUGGUGUAGUCUCACAUUAAUAGAAACCAAUAAUGAAAAAUAUGUUUUUAGCCAAAAUAGACUCAAACAAAAGCAUUUUUCCUAGUUUAGUUAUGUUUAUUGCACUGAAAAACUUAGCAAAGCAAGCAUCCUUACCCCGAGUGGGCUUGCAUCUCCAUGAACCUGACUCUUAUUUGACCUGGAAGAGUAGCCUAUUCCUGCUUGUUUCCAUGGAAAUAUUGUUCUUUUGGCUAUAAUGUUUCACAGUAUGGCAUAAAAUACAUCUAUCUCCAUGGAGAAUGUUCCGAAGUAAGGUUUUAGCUUUCUGUUUCCAUGGAUUCUUGCAGAAAGUUUCACAACAUUUAAAAUGUGUGAUUAGGAAAAUAAUCAUGUAUAUUUCUGAUAAGUACGUUUUGUCUAUAUUUAAGGAGGGGGCGUUGGGUGCAGGUGUGUUUUCCUUACCUUUGUUACUUGACUCAGUAUAUUUAUAGUGACCUGAUAAGUAUACCAAAAGUUACAUUCACCAGAUACUUUAAUAUGGUGCUUAAAUAGCCUGUAUUGACCUCAUGCCCAGUGUCUGCUCCUGUGAAGGUAAAAUGAAAUUAGUGCAUCAGUGCAUUGUCACAACACACUCUUCAAAUAGACUGUCUUAUUCUGUAACCUAGGACAUGUAUGAAAAAGAUUUUCCGCUCAUUUAUAUCAUUAAGUUACUUACAUGUAGACUAACAGUGCUUUGUUGCCAUCUGGCAUCUUUCUUAGAACCUGAUCGUUUCCCCUUUUCUAUUUUCCUGUGAAAAGCAAAACCAGAGUUUUAUACAUAAUGACAUUUUAAACACAAGGUUAUACUAUGGUCAUUGUACAUUUCUUAAAUCAUGUCUUUUAGAAAUUUAAAACAAUAUAAGAAACUGACCAAACCUUUGAUUGACUGCAUUUGUUUUUAUUGCUGUUUAAUGUUAUGAUGACUUGGGAUUUGUUAUAAUGAUCUUUUUCUGAAUAAAAAAAAGUGAUUUGUAUAU